Gastrolobium bilobum is the source of this 2547-nucleotide messenger RNA. RefSeq lists its product as uncharacterized. The record is from RefSeq and is a predicted model, not a curated record. Gene Ontology annotation, molecular function: zinc ion binding. The transcript has 5 exons. Bases 1 to 2547 code for a protein of 848 amino acids. NCBI's taxonomy places the organism in Eukaryota, Viridiplantae, Streptophyta, Magnoliopsida, Fabales, Fabaceae.
AUGAGUUCAAAUUUACAAACAAUUCGUGCACUUAUAUACUAUAAUGGUAGGAAGGUGAUUGGUCGUCAUGGUGUAACAUUUGAAGGUGAAAAGAGACAGAUGCGUAUUACACGGGGUACUACUUUUGAGGGCUUGAAAGCAAACAUUCACCAUAAAUUGGGGUUACUAAGGAAUCAACAUAUUUCUGAAAUCACUGUAAGAGCUCUUGCUGGCAGUUCUGAAUACACAGCAAUAUCAAUUACAGAUGAUGAUGAUGUUGAUAUUAUAUUAGAUAUUUUUGUGGAACAAGCAGAAACGAGUACUGAUCAAACCCAUGCUAGAAAGUUUGUGGAGAUAUACGUAGAUAUUCAAAAUACCGAUGAUUUGUCAUUGCCGAUUCAGUCAGUUGAUGUGAAUACAACACCACACAUUGAUAUAUUGAACAAGAAUGCAUCAUCAUCUGUGCUUCCAGUAGUGCCCAACGCUGCUAUACUUGAUGAUGAAGACAUUCCAACAUAUUAUCAGAACGAUGAUGAACCAGAAGAAGAAGAAGACGAGGAUGCGUGCCUGGCAGCUGAAAAUAAUGACGAUGAGUCGAAUAGUGAAGAUGACGACGAUGUGCCGAUGAGAUGCCACAACAACGUCAAUGAAACCACAUCGAGUAUUGUUGGGUAUGAAAAUGUCGUUGAAGGUAACAAUGUGACCCCUAAUGUAGGUCCUAAUAUAUCUCCAUUUUGGAAUGGAAUACCACAUUUCUCAUACAUUAAUUAUGAGUAUCCCAAUGAAGAUCGAGAAUACAACGAGAGAGAGUAUCGUGGUGCAUGGACCAUUGGGGAUGAGUUGUCUUUGAAACAAGAAUUUGAUUAUAAGGAAUCAAUGCAAAUGGCUGUGAAGUCAUAUUGUAUGAAAAUUAAUAAAGAAGUUGUUGUUGUUGAGAGCACGACUAUGAAGCUAGUUUUGAGGUGCAAGGACCAUGGGUCGGGUUGUCCAUGGCAAAUGAGGGCAAUGAAACCAAAAAAUGGAUUAAUGUGGGUUGUGAGUAGAUGGGAGGGACCUCACAAUUGUGUCACUUGUAACCUGUCUCAAGAUCACAGACAACUUGAUUCCGCCUUCAUUGCUUCAACUAUAUUAGAUUUGGUCAAGGAAGAACCACAUGUAUCGAUCGGUUUGAUACAAGAAAGAAUUCGAAACAAUUAUGGGUUUACUAUUUCAUACAGGAAAGCUUGGAAGGCGAAACAAAAAGCCAUGGCAAAAAUCUAUGGCAAUUGGGACCAGUCUUAUGCUUAUUUGCCCAGAUGGUUUAAUUACAUGCUGACAUUUUUGGAGGGUUCUGUUUACCACAUUCAAACAAAUGACUACGUGGUAAACCAUCGUGUUGUGAAUGGCUACCGGGUUUUCCAUAGAGUUUUCUGGACUUUCAAGCAAUGUUGUGACGCGUUCAACUUCUGCAAACCUGUUAUACAAGUUGAUGGCACUCAUUUAUAUGGGAAGUAUAAAGGUACAUUACUGAUUGCCACAACGCAAGAUGGAAACGAUGAAGUAUUACCUUUGGCAUUUGCAGUCGUAGAAGGCAUAUGCCUAAUCUCAGAUCGGCACUGUGGAAUAUUAUCGGCUGUUGCAAACCCACAUCUUGAUUGGCAGCCUCCUAAGGCGUACCAUGUUUUUUGCCUUAGACAUGUUGGAAGUAACUUCAACCAAAGAUUCAAGAAUGAGGAAUGGAAGCGUCAAUUGAAGAAUCUAGGUUAUACUCCAUCAAAGGUCAAUUUUGAUGUUAAGUUGGAGGAAUUCCGGAGCAAUAGCCCAGAGGUAGCAACGUGGAUUGAUAGCAUUCCGAAGGAAAAAUGGAGUCGUGCAUAUGACGUGGAUGGACGUCGUUAUGGUCAUAUGACGACAAAUUUAUCUGAAUGCGUGAAUAGCAUUUUUAAGGGAGCUCGAGGGAUGCCUAUUACAUCUAUGGUGAAGCAUACUUAUAGUAAGCUUGUGCAUUACUUUGUAAAGAGAGGUCACGAAGCUAGUCUAGAUGCUGAUGCGGGUAUUAAGUUUUGCCAUAAUGCCAACAGAAGAAUGGAGAGAGAAGCAAUUGCAGCCUUGAGCCACAUUGUGCGUGCAUUCAAUAGAGAAUCAACCUUAUUUGAGGUGGAAGAACCAUACAACCCUAUAACACAGAAAGGGGGUUAUUCGUUGUCUCUGUACUUAAAUGAAAGGAAGUGCCAAUGUGGGAAAUUCCAAGCAUUUAAAUAUCCAUGCAGCCAUGUCAGGGCUGUUUGUUUGAAGAUGGGGAUGACUUAUGAUAAUUUUGUGGACCCAUGCUACUCCAUACACAAUAUUAAUAAGGUGUAUGCAUCACCAUGGUUUCCGAUCGGCAAUGAGGAAGCAAUUCCACCCUAUAAUGGAUCGAUUCUCCUGCCUGAUGCAAACCGCGUGCGGGCAAAGGGUCGACCUAAGAGGACUCGCAUUCAUAACGAAAUGGACCAUAUAGAAUCCAGUUCAAGUCGUAGUAAGUGUGGUGUGUGUGGAAGGAUUGGGCACAAUAGAUGGUCGUGUCCUGCACGUUUAAAUGUUCAAUGA